UGCUCUCCUCAGCACUGGGAGUGUACCCUCUGCGUGGAGUGUGUGGUGGAUUGGAAACAGUGUGUGUCUGUGUGUGUGUUUGCACGUGUGUGAAUACAUGGUGAACUUCAGACGAUUGCGGAUCUCAGGAGGGUAAGGAUGAACGUCUCUUUUUUCAGAAAAACAGCAGUAAUUACUUUUUGUUGAGAACUGGGCUGGGACUGGGACUGUUGGGAUGUGUUACUACCAGUGUGAUGGAAUGGAAGGACCUGUAUGCAGUGUGGACUGAGGUGCAGGAAGAGUCUCAAAUCUUCAGUGAUCUGUGAUUUAAUUAAGUGUUUUGUGAUCUAUGAGGACAGAGGUAACGUGCAAACGUGAAGUAAUGCUGUGACUUUCUGCUGGGAUCCUUUCGGCUUAUUAGUUCAGGUUUAGAGGUUACUCUAAAGGUUGCUUUAGAAUGAUUAACAUUAUGGAAUACUCUUUGCACAUCGUUUGGUAAAAAAAAUGGUUGUUAUGAACAAGAAAUGUAUGGAUUUGUGAAUUUUAAAUUAUUAUUGGAUUGCUUUGACUCCUAGUACUAUAGUCUCUAAAACUAAAUUGGACCACCAUGGCCGGCCAGUCGUUUCUGCUUCAACUAGCUGUCACUGUACUCCUCUGGUGGGCUUCGCAGGCCCAGGAUGAGACCACCGCCAACAUGGACCUGCAGCUGACCAAUCAGACAACAGAACCCACUGUGACCUCAGUGACUGCAGAAGGAGCUGUGGCACUGAGCUCACCUGCAGGAGAUGUGGAGGAGGAAACAGUGCCGUCCACCGGGACCCGCUGCCAGGGCUACUAUGAUGUGAUGGGCCAGUGGGAUCCUCCGUUUAACUGCACCGCAGGCAUCUUCCUCUACUGCUGCGGCACCUGCUUCUACCGCUUCUGCUGUCAGUUCCGCCAGCAGCGGCUGGACCAGACCUCAUGCUCCAACUAUGACACGCCCAUCUGGGCCAACACGGGCAAACCAGUGGCCACCAUCACCGAGGGCCAGUCUGACCAUGAGAGGGACCGCACCCACAUGAUUGUCUACAUCAUCUGUGGAGUGGUGGCCAUCAUGGUCCUGGUGGGCAUCUUCACCAAGCUGGCCCUGGAGAAGAGCCGAGGCGGUCAGAAUGAACUCAGUAACUCGAGGACUCUGCAGGAGCUGUUGAAGCAGCCAGGUGGAGAGGUGGGUCCUGUGGAUGGCACUACCAGCAGCACCUCCCCAAUUGGUGCCAAUGGCGUCUCAGCCAGGAUGCUGCGGAGCCGCAGUGAGCAAUACCACCUGAACAAUACCACCUUCUCAUCGUUUAGCCCCACAGCCGGGCUCCCUCACCCCCAGAGCAACAGCAGUCUGCCAGGCCUCGCAAUCAACAAGUACACCUCGCUGAAGGCUGUGGCUGACACUGCUGCCAGAGGUUACUAUAAGAGCUACCCGCUCAUGGAUUUCUCUCAAUACCAAACCCCACCUGCAUCUUUCCAACCAAUCCAGAUGCACCCUAAAGACAAGUCUUACCUGCACCAGGACAAGUCCUACAUGCAUCACGGGUUUGCGUCCCAUGACAUCCACUCCCCGCUCUCCAUUUCCAUCCCCAGCAGCCACCUGGAGCGGACCCGCAUCCCAAAGACCCCCACUCACCCCCUGCUCUCCGGAUCAGCCUUCAAAGCCUGGGAUUCUGGGCCCAGGCAUGUUCUCCGGCAGACCUCACACCCCGCUAACCCCGGCCGGAGGCAGACCUACAGCAACAGGAGGCAGUUUAGCACAGAGACGCUGCCCGAGCCUUUCUCACACUCUGUGACCUACGGAGGACCUUCAUCCUACCAGUUCCCUCUCAAACAGAAGACCUACCAGACCAACAGCAAGACAGAGGUCACUGUCUGAGAGAAACCUUUAACAUGCAACAGACUGUACUGCAUUCAACACAACACACACCCCAAUGAUUUGGAUAUGAGAUGUUUUAAAGUGAAGUUAACUUCCAAACCCAACUGCUUAGCUUUUUUUUAUAAGUAUAUAAUUUUAUUUGUAAUUUUUGUCCAUUUUCUCCCCAGUUUAGCACAGCCAAUUACACAACCCACUCAUUAGGUAAGCCCCAACACACCAGUAGGGUGAAGACUAACACAUGCUUCCUCUGAUACAUGUGAAGCCAGCCACUGCCUCUUUUCGAGCUGCUGCUGAUGCAACAUUGCCGAGUAGCAUCACAGCGUGCUCGGAGUAAAAAACGCAGCGACUCGGUUCUGAUACAUCAGCUCACAGACGCCCUGUGCUGCGGACAUCACCCUAAGAGUGAUGUGGGGAGAGAGCGCCAUCUACCCACCCGGAGGGAGCAGGGCCAAUUUUGCUCCCUCUGAGCGCUGGCAGCUUGAUGGCAAAGCUGCAUGAGAUGUUUAGCUUUUUUUUUCUAUGGGUGUUCUUCUGCCUUUGUUUACUUGGUCCAUAUCUGCUCUUUGUGUCUGCUACAGCAUGCUCUCAUACACACUGAGGAGCAUUCAUCUUUAAAUGCAAUUAUGGCCCCUUAAAAAAGACCCAACCUGUAACAGCACACACCAGCUUGACCCCAAAACUUGAGUUGGUGUGCUAUACCCGUGUGCGAUUGUUCUAGAUGGAUGUUGGAUGUCCUAGACCAGUGGUAAUCAAUUUUGGAGAUCCUGAAGAUCUACAUUCCUGCAGAACGCAGCUUGAUCCUAAUGGACAAUCUAAUUACUGCCUUCAACAGUGCUUGAUUUGAGAAAUGAAACCUGCAAGAUACUUUAGCAUGGGACAAUAUAUCUAGAGUCUAGACCAGGGAUGUCAAACCUGUCCACUCUGGAAUGGUGAGCUUCCUUACAUAAUGACUGUGAGAUGAAUUACUAGCCUUUUCUUGCUUUAUGCUGUUUUCCAAUUAUUAUCAAACCUGUCCUCUCUGGACUGAUGUUGCAGCAGGUUUUCAUUCCAGCUAAAUAGAAACAAAGCAAGUUAUAAGCAAGUUCUGGCAUCAUGCAAGACGAGCCACCUAGACUUCAGGAUUAGGGGAGAGACCAAAAUUCUUGAAACUGGAGGUGAAAAUACAGUUUCAGAAACUUAUUUUAAACCACUGAUAAAAUCUGAUCCGGUUUUGACUGGCUGUUUGUGUUGAAGAUGCCAUGUUGAGCGUUACUAGCUCUCCCGUUCAUACUUCAACCAGUGGCUGGUCUCCUCAAAAAUAAAUAAUAAACAAUCUCUGGCAGAAACAUACUGAUGGCAUGUUUGAAGUCUAACCUACUGACUAAACAAAUGAAAUCUUGCUGUGGACAGGUUUGACACCCCUACUCUAGACCAAGUAACCUUUUACAUUUGUGAGUUUCGAUUUCCCCUUUAGCACUGCUCUUCUAAGAACAUUUCUAUUGCUUUAAGAGCUGGAUUUAGACUUUUUCCAUUCCAAAAGUUAUUUUCCUCUACUUUAACUAUUUUAUUGACUGUUUGUUGACUUACCUGUGUGCAGGUUGGUAUUUUCCUAUUAAGUUCUCCUGAAGUCAUACGUCAUCAGAACACCCUGAUGAGCUUUAAUGACUCCCAACAAAUCUCUUUUCUUUGAGGAUUGCAAACUUCCAUAAACCUGUGGGGGGAAAACCCAGGGUUUGGUAGCAAAAAAAUCUGGUUUAUGUCCUUAAAACAUGGGCCUAUUUUUGGCCUUAUUCCUACAUCAGCUUUACAAGGAAUAUGCCUCUAUCACAUCAGCCCUUCAUCUACCU
Molecule: messenger RNA, 3705 nt
Organism: Astyanax mexicanus (Mexican tetra)
Lineage: Eukaryota; Metazoa; Chordata; Actinopteri; Characiformes; Acestrorhamphidae
Gene: shisa8b
Product: shisa family member 8b
Exons: 4
Coding region: 587-1879 (430 amino acids)
Biological process (GO): regulation of AMPA receptor activity; regulation of short-term neuronal synaptic plasticity
Cellular component (GO): AMPA glutamate receptor complex; postsynaptic density; dendritic spine membrane
Source: RefSeq, a predicted model, not a curated record